This is a messenger RNA of Calliphora vicina (urban bluebottle blowfly), 1112 nucleotides long. It is a transcript of the gene Teh1, whose product is annotated as tipE homolog 1. Gene Ontology annotation, cellular component: plasma membrane. Lineage: Eukaryota; Metazoa; Arthropoda; Insecta; Diptera; Calliphoridae. Gene Ontology annotation, biological process: regulation of sodium ion transport. Gene Ontology annotation, molecular function: sodium channel regulator activity. The coding region runs from base 222 to 1112 and encodes 296 amino acids. The record is from RefSeq and is a predicted model, not a curated record. The transcript is spliced from 2 exons.
GAAAAACUACUCCCACUACAACGAGUUGUUCUCAGACGACGUUCGCUUACACGACUGCUUGCAGAGGCUGUGCUGCUGUUGCAGCUGCAUCCACAUCACACAACGUAACAACAGCAGCAGCUUCGGCUGCUGCCACUGUUAAUAGUGCUACUGAUACUGCUGCCGCUGCUAGUGCUGGUGCUGGUGCCUAUAAUAAUCGCCCUGUGUGCACGGACAAUAAUAUGAGGAGUGGCAGUUCGGAAUUACUACUCGAGCAGCAACAACAAGAGUUACGGUUACGUAAAUUACGAGAACUGGCUCCAAAAAAGAAAAAUGGAAAUCGGCGCUAUCGUUCGUGGCGCGAACGUGCCAGUUUUUAUGGUACCUCCACUCUUGCCUUCUUUUCGGUGACCGCCGGUGCAUCUCUAUUGUUCCUCGUUCCCCUCUACGUCGAUCCGGCGAUAUCAACCCUAAGUCACGACUUUAUCGAUUCCCCCACAUUGUGCACGACUACGCGACGCGAAGAUCUUGUCGGCAUUUUCAAUUGUUCGUGGAGCUCAUGUCGCGAGGGCUGCACCUCCGAUCUAUACAAGUGUGUUCAUAUCUAUGUGACGUUUAUCGAAGAAAACAUAACGAUACCAGAAAACAUGACCGACUACACGAACUACACGGCCGAUUGGACGCAAUCGGAGGAGGCCACCCUCCUAGUGAAUAUCAAAGGGUGCGGCUAUCCGCCCACGGUCACGUGUAAAACAUUCAAUGCCUUUUACGGUGUCGAGGGUGCCAUCUAUCCGUGCUAUUAUUCGCGUAAAAACAAAACGGUCGUCCUCACGUCCUACAAUCACGACGAUCAGGUCAACUAUAUAAUACAUUUUUUUGCAGUGCCAUUUGUGAUAACACUGAUCUCAUCGAUAGCUUUGUGUAUUUGGCACUGUGACUGCCGUUGUAAAAAGGAUCGAAGCCAUCGACGCAAUCGGCCACAGUGUCGAAGGCCACGCAUAGAAAAUCUAAGGUAUCAUGAUGAUGUUUCUACUCCUGCUGCUGCUCCUUAUCCAGCACCAGCUCCUACUACCAUUGCUACUCCUACUGCUGCUGAUGAUGACGACGAUGUCGCUGUGUUGUCGUUUUGCUAA